Hemicordylus capensis (graceful crag lizard) is the source of this 5769-nucleotide messenger RNA. It is a transcript of the gene LAMB4, whose product is annotated as laminin subunit beta 4. The record is from RefSeq and is a predicted model, not a curated record. Gene Ontology annotation, cellular component: laminin trimer. The transcript is spliced from 33 exons. NCBI's taxonomy places the organism in Eukaryota, Metazoa, Chordata, Lepidosauria, Squamata, Cordylidae. Bases 376 to 5613 code for a protein of 1745 amino acids. Gene Ontology annotation, biological process: substrate adhesion-dependent cell spreading; cell migration; basement membrane assembly.
GGUCCUGGUGCCACAGCCGAUUUGGGGCCACAUGCAGCCACUGGGAACUUCUGCUUGGGGGACUUCUGCUGGGCCAUAUAAGGCCCACUUCGCAGAACCUCCACCGGGCCUUUUUAAGGGCCGCCGGGGCCUCAUUUUGGGCCCACUUCUGCCUUUCUUGGGCCCUGCAGCCCGGCACUGCGGCCUGCCUCGGGCCGCCUCGUAAUCUGGGCUGCUUCUGCCAGCUUCUGCUGGGCUUCCCUUGGGCUCCGCUGCAGCGGCCCACCCAGCAUUUACCCAACCAGCGCCAGUGUCUGCAGCGGAGGAGGAGGGCUCUCCGGGAGCAUCGUCUCAGGUUUAGCGGCAGCGGGGCACUGAUACCGGCAGGCUUGCGACAUGGAUGAGCAGAAAUGUUUCACCUGUGAUUCCAGAUAUCCAUAUAAUCCCAUUUUCCAGGCUAAUAGUCACUUGAUUGAAAAUGUUAUCUCGACUUUUGAGCCCAAUCGGAAGAAGUGGUGGCAGUCUGAAAAUGGUGUUGACCAUGUUAGCAUUAGGCUGGAUCUGGAAAACUUGUUUCAGUUCAGCCACCUUAUCCUGACAUUUAAGACUUUUCGGCCUGCAGCAAUGUUGGUGGAGCGCUCUACAGAUUAUGGUCAAACCUGGAAGGUGUUUAGGUACUUUGCGCAAGACUGUGCUAUUUUGUUCCCUGACAUUCCUUCAUGGCCUGCCAGAGCAGCUGGAGAUGUUGUUUGUGAUUCAAGAUAUUCUGAUAUUGAGCCUUCAACUGAAGGAGAGGUAGUUUUCAAAGCUCUGGAUCCCAGCUUUGAAAUAGAAAAUCCUUACCUCCCAUACAUUCAAGAGCUCAUUACUUUUACAAACCUGAGAAUAAACUUUACAAAACUUCACACACUUGGGGAUACUUUACUUGGACAAAAGGAGCAUGAUCCACUGGAAAAAUACUACUAUGCGCUUUAUGAAAUGGUUGUUCGUGGAAGCUGCUUUUGCAAUGGUCAUGCUAGCCACUGUGGCCCUGCACAAAAUCUGCGGGGUGACAUUUUCCAUGAGCCUGGAAUGGUUCAUGGGAGUUGCCUCUGCGAGCACAACACAGAUGGUUUAUCCUGUGAAAGGUGUAAAGAAUUCUACAAUGAUGCUCCCUGGAGGCCAGCAGAAGUAUCACAGGAAAAUGAGUGCAAAAAAUGUGAAUGCAAUGGCCAUUCUGAAAGAUGCCACUUUGAUAUGGCAGUGUACCUUUCUACCAAUCGUAUCAGUGGUGGUGUAUGUGAAGACUGUCAGCAUAAUACAAUGGGACAACACUGUGACCAGUGCAGGCUUUUCUUUUACCAAGACCCCCAGAGAAUAAUUUCAGACCCUCAUGCAUGUAUCCCCUGCAACUGCGACCCAGAAGGUACAUUAUACAAUGGACUGUGCGAGAGCCAUACAGACCCAGUUCUUGGAACUAUUGCUGGUCAGUGCCAUUGCAAGGAAAAUGUUGAAGGCGUUCGUUGUGACACGUGCAAACCUAACUACUAUGGACUGAGCAGAAUCAAUCCUCUUGGUUGUGAGCCUUGCAACUGCAACCCUUCUGGAAGUCUGUCAUACUCAGUUUGCAAUCCAGUGACUGGAGAGUGUCUGUGCCAGCAAUUUGCCACUGGACAACAUUGCGAAGAAUGCAUUCAAGGAUACUGGGGCCUUGGGAAUAAUUUAUAUGGCUGUUCUCCAUGCAACUGUGAUAUUGGUGGUGCCCACAAUAACUUGUGCUCGCCUACAAAUGGUAAAUGUGAGUGUCUGCCUAACAUAGUGGGCCGUCAGUGUACCGAACCAGCUCCAGGAUACUUUUUCUUACCUAUGGAUUAUUAUAUAUAUGAAGCAGAAGAUGCAGCAUCACUCCCUGGAUCUUCACCUUUGAUUAAACCCACAGGUUUGCCACGGUGUGAUGAAUAUUUUCGGCAACAAGGUUAUGAUUUCACAAUUGAAAAUGGAAAAAUAAAACUGAACAAGAGUAAGAAACGAAGCAUAAGAAAAGUAACAGUUGGUCAGGAUUCAGUUCUCUUUGGCAGGACCUCUGGUCUGGACAUUGUUAUUAAAGAGCCCAUCCCUGGAAGACCUGUUACAUGGUCAGGGCCUGGUUUUGUACGUGUUCUGAAUGGAGCAGGAUUAAGAUUUAUGAUCAACAACAUCCCUUUCCUGAUGGAUUUUAACUUCAUUAUACGCUAUGAGCCUGAGUAUUUAGAAGACUGGAUAGCAAGCAUUGUUGUAAAGCCUUCUGGUACAAUGGAAAGUGAACACUGCAGGAACAAAGCAAGCCUGCAAGAGCCAUUCUCACUUACUCUGCCAUCUACAAAGAGAAUUCAAAUGCACUCUACUCCUGUCUGCCUAGAACCAGAGAUGAAAUAUUUUGUAGAUGUCUAUUUUUUCAAAUCUUCUGCUUCUGACCCAAAUACUCAGUCAUCCAUUCUAAUUGAUUCACUUGGGCUCAUUCCCAGAAUCAGUUCUGUAGAAAAUCUUUGCAACAUAAAAGAUUUAGAAGAGUACCAGCAGUAUCGCUGUAUUGAAAUAGCUUCAGAGGUUGGACCGCAUAUCCUUCCAGAAGUGUGUGCAAAACUAAUAGCAAGUCUGUCUGCCCGUAUUCACAACGGAGCAGUUCCCUGCAAGUGCCACCCACAAGGCUCAACAAGCUCUAAUUGCAAGAAACUUGGAGGCCAGUGUCAGUGCAAACCAAAUGUCAUAGGUCGUUGUUGUGAUAAAUGCUCAGCUGGAAGUCACAGCUUUGGGUCACAAGGUUGCCACCCAUGUGAGUGUCAUCCUCAAGGAUCAGUGAGUACUCUGUGUGACCAGGUGACAGGACAGUGUUCAUGCCGCCCAGAAGUAGAUGGUCAACAGUGCAGUCAGUGCCUGGCUGGAUAUUUUGGAUUUCCCCAUUGUCGGCCUUGUCCUUGCAAUGGUUUUGCAGAACUUUGUGAUCCACAGACUGGAGCUUGCUUGAACUGCAGAGCAUUUACAGUUGGAACCAACUGUGAAAGGUGCAUGGAUGGUUAUUAUGGCAAUCCACUCAAUAGAGAGCCUUGUCGCCCCUGCAUGUGUCCUGAUUCUCCUACAAGCAGUAGGUAUUUUGCACAUUCCUGUUACCAAGUGCCUGGAACUUCGCUAUUAGUCUGCAACUGUUUGGCAGGCUACUCAGGCAAUCAGUGUGACGAGUGCCCCAAUGGGUUCUAUGGCGAUCCAAAGGUAGCAGCGGGUCAGUGUCUUCCAUGCUCCUGCAAUAACAACAUUGAUGUAGCAGAUCCAGAAUCAUGUAACAAAAUUACCGGAGAAUGCUUAAAAUGCUUAUACAAUACACACGGACCAAACUGCCAGUUCUGUAAACCAGGUUACUUUGGAACAGCACUUCUUCAGAACUGUAGAAAAUGCAACUGCAACCCUUUGGGUGUGAGCCCAGCAGAAUGCCCAUCUGGAAAUGGCUUCUGCAUGUGUGACCAGACAACUGGAGUAUGCCCAUGCUUGCCUAAUGUGAUAGGCUCCAGAUGUGACCAAUGUGCUUCUGGGUACUGGAAUAUGAAUCAGAGAACAGGAUGUGACACCUGUGACUGUGACCCAAAGCACUCCCAAAAUAACCUGUGUGAUCAGUUUACAGGUCAAUGUCCAUGUAAACUGGGCUAUACUGGAAGACGUUGUGACAUUUGUGACAAAAGUUAUUUUGGUGAUCCUCUAAUCCAUUGUAUUGCAUGUAAGUGUAACAAAGACGGAACUCUGAAGCCUGAAUGUGAUAAAGAUACUGGAGUCUGUAGCUGCCGUGUUGGGGUCACUGGAAGGUUCUGUGACCAAUGUAGCCGGGGUUACAAUUAUCAGGAUUUCCCUGACUGUUCCCGCUGUCAUGUUUGUUUUGAUCAGUGGGAUAAUAUAAUUACUUGCUUAUCUCAAAGAAUCCAAAAGUUAAUGAGCUUGGCUGCAACACUAGAAGACAAGAGGAACAUGAUAUCGGGCUGUGAUAUAGACUUCAAAGGCUAUGAUGAUACAUUUUCUGAAAUAGAAAGAAUGUUAAAAAGUCCUAUCUUGUCAUCAGACAUGCUCUUGACCAUUAAGAAUGAUUAUAACGACAUUCGACAAAAAGUUUCACAAAUGUAUCUACAACCUGACUCUUUGGAUCAGUUUCCUAAUCUCAGCAGCAUGAUAGAAGACAUUUGGAAAGAUGCUGACCAGCUUUCUGUAACCCUGCAAAACAGAACUGAGCUGCAUCAUAGAAUUAAUUACAUGCACCUCCAAGAUUCCUUCAACAAAAUAAUGGACUAUUUCCAAAUAACACUGUCUGCUGGGGAGAGAAUCCAUGGAACAAAACCUAUCACAAUCUAUGCGGGGGAAACUAGGAGCAAUAUACUUGCCAUGCUAGAUGAUCUGGUCUCAAAAGGAAGCACUACAUUGGAGCAUCUGAAGACAUUCAAGACACCAGAUAUUCAAAAUCUAAAUGAAAAGAUAUGUGGGGCACCAGGAAACUUGCCUUGUGUUGUAGCAGACUGUGGUGGGGCUUUAUGUCGAGACAACCAGGGAAACAAACAUUGCGGUGGCCUAAACUGUAAUGGAGCAUUCCCCCUUUCUAAAAACGCGGUUGGAAAAGCUGGUCAAACAGCCAUGAUGUUAAAUAAUUUGUCCAAUCAAAUGCAAGGAUCUGAGAAUCAGAUUGAAAGUGUCAGGAAAAUGACAGAGGAUACCAAGAAGAAAGCCUCCCAGAUAAAUGAAGAGUUGGAGAAAAAUAAAGAUCAAAUUGAAAGGGAAGGAGAGAACACCAGGGAGUUCAUCAAGAGAGUAAAGAACUUUCUCUUAGAGGAGAGUGCCCCACCAGAAGACAUAGAGAAAGUUGCAAAUUACGUCCUGAGCAUCAACUUGCUUGGGACUCCCCAAGAUCUAAUCAAUAUUCUUGAAAAACUUCAAGGCCUCCUAACACAUUGUGAGGACUCUACAACAUAUAUGAACAAGUUAAAUAAACAAAUGGAAGAGGCACAGGAACUUUUGGUGAAGGCACAAGAAACGGAGGAAAUAGCAAAAGGUCUACCCAUACCUAAUGAAAUUAUAAACAGCUUGAAAGAAGUGGAAAGCAUCCAAGGACAAGCCAGAGAUGACUUUGCAAAGUUUAAUGAAAAAAUAAGAGAAACAAAAACAAAAAUCUCAGAGGCUGGGAACCACAUGAACAAGACAGGUGCUGGAUUACAGGAUUUUUUAGAAAAGCAAUCAGGGCUGGAAAAUGAAAUAACUUCCCUGAAAACUAAGAUGCAAAGGAGCAGGAACCAAGUAACAAAUGCAAAAUCAGAAGCAGAAGGAGCACAUAAUCAAGCCAUGGCAACUAAUAAAGAAUUUGCUAAUCUCAAAAAGGCAUAUGCAAAUUUACAAGAAAAGCUCAAAACCAAAGGCCUCCCUUUGGAAACCUUAGAGAAGCUGAAGCAGUUGAAAAAAGAGGCAGAGACACUGGCAAAAGAGACUGAAGAAAAAAUGAAAAGAAUAGCAGAUUUAGAAAAGAAGAUCCAAGAACUAAACCAGAUUAAACAAAAGAAGGCUGAUCAACUGAAACAAUUGGAAGAUCAAGUCAUAGCCAUUAAAAAUGAGAUUAUGCAACAGUCAAAUAAAUAUGCUACGUGCAAAAGUUAGGUUCUAGAAAAGUAGUAAAAUAGCGAGAAGUCAACUUAUAACUAUUUUGUAAUGAUGCACAUUGUUAUAAAUUGGAUUUUUAUUAGAACACUAAGAUGGUGCUAUAAGUUUUACUGUUAACAUAUGUACAAAUAAAGUCUUGCUUGAUUUUGUUUC